This is a messenger RNA of Globicephala melas (long-finned pilot whale), 7448 nucleotides long. RefSeq names its product AT-hook containing transcription factor 1 (gene AHCTF1). Lineage: Eukaryota; Metazoa; Chordata; Mammalia; Artiodactyla; Delphinidae. The record is from RefSeq and is a predicted model, not a curated record.
CUCCCCUCCCCUCCUGGUUGUUUGCGACUGUGUGUCGGCCGGGUGGUAAUGCGCAAAGACGGGUCAUCGCUGCGCGAGCGGAAGAGACAGAGUCGCGUGGGGAAGGGACCCGGGGCCGCGGCGCAGGCAACGACUGCGUUUUAGUCGCUGAGCGGUCGGCCGGCCUGUUGCCGGCGAAGGCGCUCGCGGGGGUUGUGCGGAGGUGUGCGCGCCCUGCCGGUGGCGGCUGUGUCUCUUGGGAGAUGCUGUGACGGACCCGCGCGGGAGGAGCUCGCGCCCUGCCUCGCGCCCUCCUGGACUCGGCGGCCGCGGCCGCUCGGUCACCCGCCCUUCUCAGUGGAAGUAUGCGAGACCUAACAGCCCAAGUGACUGUAACAGCACAAUUCCCAGAAGUGACUAUCCAAGCCCUUGGAGAAGAUGAAAUAACAUUAGAAUCUGUGCUUCGUGGAAAGUUUGCUGCAGGGAAAAAUGGACUUGCUUGCUUGGCUUGUGGUCCGCAACUUGAGGUAGUAAACUCUCUAACAGGAGAGCGGUUGUCUGCAUAUAGAUUCAGUGGAGUGAAUGAACAGCCUCCUAUAGUCCUAGCUGUGAAAGAAUUCUCUUGGCAGAAGAGAACUGGAUUGUUAAUUGGAUUGGAAGAAGCAGAAGGGAGUGUUCUCUGUCUUUAUGACCUUGGUUUAUCAAGAGUGGUUAAAGCAGUUGUUCUUCCUGGAAGGGUAACAGCUAUUGAACCUAUAAUUAAUCAUGGAGGAGCCAGUGCAAGUACUCAGCAUUUACACCCAAGCCUGCGAUGGCUUUUUGGUGUGGCAGCUGUGGUAACUGAUGUUGGACAGAUCCUUCUUAUUGACCUGUGUUUGGAUGACGUGUCAUGCAAUCAGAAUGAAGUAGAGGCAUCAGACCUUGAAGUUAUAACUGGUAUCCCAGCUGAAGUACCACACAUCAGAGAAAAUGUGAUACAAGAGGGACGCCAUCUGUGUUUUCAAUUAGUAAGCCCAUCAGGAACAGCUGUUUCAACCCUUAGUUACAUAAACCGGACAAAUCAGCUUGCUGUUGGUUUUUCUGAUGGGUAUCUAGCACUUUGGAAUAUGAAAAGCAUGAAAAGAGAAUACUACACACAGUUGGAAGGUGGAAGAGUUCCUGUAUAUGCUGUCACUUUUCAAGAACCUGAGAACGAUCCUCGUAAUUGCUGUUACUUGUGGGCUGUUCAGUCUACACAAGAUAGUGAAGGGGAUGUUUUGAGUUUACAUCUGCUUCAGCUGGCCUUUGGUGACAGAAAGUGUUUGGCAUCAGGACAAAUUUUAUAUGAGGGGUUAGAGUACUGUGAAGAAAGAUAUACACUGGACCUCACAGGUGGCAUGUUUCCUUUGAGGGGCCAGACUGGUAAUACCAAACUGUUGGGAUGCCAAACUGUAGAGAAAUUUCGAUCUCAUGGUGACAGGGAGGAAGGCAUGAAUGAAGCUUUGUCUCCUGAUACCAGUGUUUCAGUCUUUACUUGGCAGGUGAAUAUAUAUGGACAGGGAAAGCCUUCUAUAUAUUUGGGGCUUUUCGACAUAAAUCGUUGGUAUCAUGCACAAAUGCCAGAUUCGUUAAGAUCAGGAGAAUAUCUACAUAAUUGCUCUUAUUUUGCAUUGUGGUCACUGGAUUCUGUUGUAAGUAGGACUUCUUCACAUUACAUCUUGGAUAUAUUAGUACAUGAGAGAAGUUUAAGUCGAGGAGUUCCUCCUUCAUAUCCACCUCCUGAGCAGUUUUUUAACCCAAGUACUUACAACUUUGAUGCCACUUGUUUGUUAAACUCAGGAGUUGUUCAUAUAACUUGUAGUGGUUUUCAGAAGGAGACUUUGACUUUUUUAAAGAAAUCAGGACCAUCUCUCAAUGAAGUCAUUCCUGAUAGUUACAAUCGAUGUCUUGCGGCUGGCCUUCUCUCACCAAGACUUAUUGAUAUUCAACCUUCCAGUUUAAGUCAGGAAGAACAGUUAGAAGCUAUAUUGUCAGCAGCAAUCCAGACAAGUUCUCUGGGACUUUUGACUGGAUGUAUCAAAAGGUGGAUAACAGAAGAACAACCAAAUUCUGCUGCUAAUUUGCGCUUUGUUCUUGAAUGGACAUGGAAUAAAGCGGUUCUCACAAAAGGGGAAUUUGACAGACUAUGUGCGCCAUUAUUUGAUGGUUCGUGUCGUUUCAUCGAUCCACAAACUAUACAGUCUCUCCAGCAGUGCCAUUUACUUCUUAGCAACCUUAAUAUAGUCUUAAGCUGUUUUGCAGCUGAGGCCCAAGAGAUCACCGAGAGAGGUCUUAUGGAUUUAAGCAAUAAGUAUAUGGUUACCCAGCUCAUCUGUCAAUAUGCACAAGUGGUUCUUUGGUUCUCUCAUUCUGGGCUUUUACCAGAGGGCUUAGAUGAUGCUGUGCAGUUGUCAAGGUUAUGCUACAACUACCCUGUAAUUCAGAACUACUACACCAGUCGUCGACAGAAGUGUGAGCGUUCAUCAAGAGGGAAGUGGAACCCUGAUUGCUUGAUGAUUGAUGGAAUGGUUUCUCAGUUAGGAGAUCGAGUAGAGAAGUUGUGGAAACGGGAUGAAGGAGGCACAGGAAAAUAUCCUCCUACUAGUCUACAUGCAUUACUUGACAUAUACCUACUAGACAACGUUACCGAAGCAAGCAAGCAUUCUGUUACUAUUUAUUUGCUACUUGAUAUUAUGUAUUCCUUUCCAAACAAAACGGAUACUUCCAUUGAAUCAUUUCCCACUGCCUUUGCCAUUUCUUGGGGCCAGGUUAAACUUAUUCAAGGGUUUUGGCUGAUAGAUCAUAAUGACUAUGAGAGUGGUUUGGAUCUUCUGUUUCACCCAGCUACUGUAAAACCUGUGUCAUGGCAACAUUCAAAGAUUAUUGAAGCCUUCAUGGGUCAGGGUGAGCACAGACAAGCCCUCAGAUAUAUUCAAGCAAUGAAGCCAACAGUGUCCAGUGGUAGUGAUGUUAUCCUUCACCUCACUGUUUUGCUCUUUAAUAGGUGCAUGGUUGAAGCCUGGAGUUUACUGCGACAGCAUUCUAAUAGGUUGGAUAUAGAGGAGUUGCUCAAGCACACAUAUGAAGUCUGUCAGGAAAUGGGCUUAAUGGAGGAUUUACUGAAGCUGCCAUUCACAGACACUGAACAGGAGUGUUUGGUGAGAUUUUUACAGUCCAGUGCCAGUGUUCAGAAUCAUGAAUUCCUUUUAGUUCACCAUUUGCAGCGUGCCAAUUAUAUUCCUGCCUUGAAGCUGAACCAAACUCUGAAGAUAAAGCUUAUGAAUGAUCGUGAUCCUCGUUUGCGAGAGAGAUCAGUGGCUCGAAAUUCUAUAUUAGACCAAUAUGGGAAAAUUCUUCCUAGAGUCCAGCGAAAAUUAGCCACUGAGCGAGCUAAGCCUUACCAUCUGUCAGCAUCAUCAGUUCUUCGAGAAGUUUCUAGGCCAAGACCAUUAUCAGCAGUUCCAAAGCAAGCUGUAACAGGAACUGUGUUAACAAGAUCUACUUUCAUCAGUAAUGUGUUAUCUAAAAUUGGAGAGGUCUGGGCAAGUAAUGAACCUAAAAAUAGCAUCUCUGUCUACAAUAGUCCUAAAAUAGAGGAACCAUCUCCUAUAGUAUAUUCCCUCCCAGAUCCAGAGCUGCCUGAGGCAUUUGUUGGAACACCAAUUUCAAAAGCAUCACAAAAAAUUUCUAGACUGCUGGAUUUGGUUGUUCAUCCUGUCCCCCAGCCUUCUCAGUGUUUGGGAUUUAUUCAGCAAAGCCCCACAAGAUCUCCUUUGUCCCUGGCGUCCACCUCAUUGCCAGUAAAUUCACAAUCAAAAGGAUCACGUCACAAUUCUUCCAGGGCUUCAGAAUUACAUUUACUUGAAACUCCUCUUAUAGUUAAGAAAGCUAAGACUUUGGCUAUGUCAGUUACUUCCCCUGGAUUUGCCGAGUUUACUCCUCAAUCCAUCCUAAGGUCUGGUCUUCGAACAACACCUUUAGCGUCUCCCUCUUUGUCACCUGGAAGGUCUCUUACUCCUCCUUUACGACUUAAAGAAACUAGAAUUUCAUUCAUGGAAGAAGGCAUAACCAUAAAAUGGACUGCUGGAGCUGCAGAUGACAGCAAAACAAAAGCAUUAAUUACUGCACCUUUCCAUAAAUGUGCAGUUCCAGCAGAAGCUGAAUGGCUGAAGAAUAAAGAUAAGGCAACAUCUUUUCCCCUGAAUAGCCCUGAAAAGGACCAUCAAGAAAUUAAUGUGAGGUCACAGGAUACAACUUCACAAAGUUUGGAGAAACUGGAUGUGAACAUAGAAAAUAGCAAUACUUCAACCAGAUCAGACCAGACUACCUUGGAGUAUCAGGAUGCUCCAUCACCAGAAGACUUUGAAGGUAUUUUCAUGGCCUCUAAGCCAGUGACACGCUCUUCCACUGAACAAAUUACUAAUUUAACUGAACAGACUGAGAACAGUGAUAAAGAUACAUUUGAAUUGGAAGUAACUCCUCCAGACCUGGAGAAACAAAUGGGCACUUUAGAAGAUGCAGAAACAAAGGUUCUCUUAGUUGCAGAGGGGGCACUUUCAGAAUUAAAUACCUUAAGCCCCAUUCAAGGAGUUGAAGCUUCUCUUUGUGUACCAUCAGUCUGUGAAGGGAAAAUCCUCACCCCGAAGUCCAAGGUACCUGUUUUAGACGAAGGACUAGUAUCUGUUGAAAGCUGUACCUCUACAAUUAGAGCAGGUAACAAUAAAUCUAUGGCUGAUGUUCUUGGUGAUGGUGGAAGCUCUGGGCUUGUUAUCUCUGAAGGCCCUAUUAUCUCUGAACAUAGGCUUGACCAGGAAACAGCACUGAACUUAAAAGAAGAUCAUGAAAUAGAAGUUGAUGUACUAAAAGCAAGUGUUGACUUACCAGAAGAAAAGCCUCCAAUUUCUGAUGAUUCUCCUGAUACUCAAGAAAUUCAUGUAAUUGAACAUGAAAAGCUUGAAGUUCAAGAUUCAGGACAAGAGGCUAGGAAUCUUUCAUUUAGUGAGUUGUAUCCCUCAGGAACUCUUAAGCUUCGAUACAAUUUUGAUACCAUUGAGCAACAGUUUUGUGACUUACCUGAUAACAAAGACUCUGCUGAGUGUGACAUUGCUGAAGUAGAUGGGGAACUUUUUGUGCCACAGAGCAACUUUACCUUGAUUUUGGAAGGUGAAGAAGGAGAAGUAGAGACAGGUGAUUCUGCAGCAUCUAAUGUGCUAGCUAAAGCAGCUAAUGCAGCCACUGAGGAAAAACAUGUAUACAGUGGGGAAAAUGAUAAUCACGGACAUGUUGCAAAUUUGCCAUCUGUCAUAACUAGUGAUCAGGAGUCCCAAAGGGUAGAGACAUUACCAUAUGUGCCUGAACCAAUUAAAGUAGCAAUCGCAGAAAAUUUAUUAGAUGUAAUUAAAGACACAAGAAGUAAAGAAAUUACUUCAGAUACAAUGGAACAGUCCAUUCAAGAAAACAUACCUUUAAUAAGCCAAAAGGUAAUGUGUUCCACCAAGUUAGCCAAAUCUACAUUUAAGACUGUUCAGGAAACGAGUACGGUGACUAUAAAUGUCAGCGAGGUUAAUGACAUGAUUUCCUCCAGAACUCGCAACAGAGGACGUGUCCAAAACCUGAAUGUCAAAUCGGCACAACAGGAAGAGUCAGCAGAUGUUGCUACUCCUGAGAUGCUGGGACUUUCAGUUAUGAAGAAAACUAGGAAAACAAAAGAAAUUUCAGGGGCUUUUGAAAGUGCCUGUUCUGAUGAUAAAGGAAUAUCUCAUAACCAGCAAAUACCUCAAAAUUCUAUUACUCCUAGGAGAGGAAGGAGAAAAAAAGAAAUUAAUCAAGACACUUUAGAAAAUAUUAAUUCUGUGGAACCAGAAUUACAGGUUACUCCAGGUAGGGAAUUAAGAAGUUUAAAAUCAUCUCAGCUGUUGGAACCAGCAACUGAAGAAACUUCUUUUAGAAAAGAAGUUAAGCUUUCAUCUGUUACAAAAAGGACUCCUAAACGAAUUAAAAAACCUCUCGAAAAUCAGGAAAGUGUUGAAGUUAUAAAUGAUCUGAAAGUCAGUAAAGUAUCAAGUCCUAGCAGAAGUACCAGGAAAUUGAGAAGUUCUAAUUUGGAAACUUCUAAAAAUACAGGAUAUAAACAAGGUGGGGAGUCCAUUGAAGAGCAACUGCCAAUUCAACAUAGUAAAAGGGUUAAAAAGAAAGAAGUUAGUGCGUCAGAUGUAAUAGAAGAUUCCAAACUUGGUUCAUCCCAGUUGACUCUUCAAGCAGAAUUUGAUACUCCUGCUACACCUAGGAAACGUGGUAGACCAAGAAAAAUUAAUCCAUCUGAAGAUGUAGACUCUAAGGCUGUUAAGGAAGCAAGAAGUCUCAAGAAGAGAGAAGGUCUCGGCAUCCAAAGGAAAUCUACAAGAAACACCCCAGCUAAAAGUGAAAAUGCUGAUGUUGGCAAACCAGCUUUAGAAAAAUCAGUUUUAGUGCCAAAUGAGGAACUUGUUACAGCGAUGAGCUCUAAGAAGAAGCUUACAAAAAGGACUGAAAACCAAAGCCAAAAACGUUUAUUACGCUCAAUAUCAGAAAAAUGCAUAGAUGAAGAAAUGACAGACGAACCAAAUGACCGAGAAGAAAAAUUGCUUGCCACAGUUGCUUUGACUAGAUCUUCCCAUAGCACAAGGACUAGAUCUAGCAAGACCAUCUUGUUGCCAGACCUUUCUGAACCAAAAAAUGAGUCUUUUUUAUUUUCUUCUCCUGUGUCAAAGGUUCCAAGGAAAGAGAAAGCUAAAAAAAUAGAGGCUCCUGUGCAGCUGCAAGAAUUAGUUUCGGAUUUAUCUUCUCAAUUUGUCUUCUCACCUCCUACUUUAAGGACCAGGCGGAAAAACACAUCUAAUACAUCCAAACUUGUAGCUGAACUGGAAGAUGAUGCUCAAUCAAUUGAAACUGUGGCAAAGCAACAAGUGAAAAGAACCAAGACUGCAAAAACAAAACAAGCAAGCAAAAACACAGAAAAAGAAAGUUGGUCACCUCCUCCAGUAGAAAUUAAGCUGAUUUCCCCCUUGGCAAGCCCAGUUGAUGGAGUAAAGAGCAAACCAAGAAAGACUGUAGAAGUAACAGGAAAAAGUCUUGGAAGGAGCAGGAAGAAAUUGUCUUCUUUUCCAAAGCAAGUUCUACGCAGAAAAAUGCUGUAAUUUUUUUCCAGUUUUUAACGUUCACCUAUUUGUAAAGUCAUCAGAAUUGUGUGGAUUAUUAAAAAUCAUCUAAUUUGGAAGAAAAAUAAUUUAUAUAAAUUAUUGUAAAUUUUUGUAAACAGAAUGUCUUCAAUAAGUAAAGUAACUCCAUAUGGAGUGUGAUUCUUUUAGUCCAGGCAGUUUUUUCUAUUUUAUAUAUUAAGACUUCAUACAUUUAUAUAAUAUGUAAAUAUAGCUUAUUAUUGGAAUGUUAAAUAAAGUGUAUACUUCACAGUA